This is a messenger RNA of Nakaseomyces glabratus, 3066 nucleotides long. It is a transcript of the gene KAP114, whose product is annotated as karyopherin KAP114. Gene Ontology annotation, biological process: protein import into nucleus. Gene Ontology annotation, molecular function: small GTPase binding. The record is from RefSeq and is a predicted model, not a curated record. Gene Ontology annotation, cellular component: nuclear envelope; cytosol. NCBI's taxonomy places the organism in Eukaryota, Fungi, Ascomycota, Saccharomycetes, Saccharomycetales, Saccharomycetaceae.
AUGGUAUCUCCAGAGUUCCAGCUGCUUAUUGAACAGGCGCAAUCUCCAGACAAUGCGGUUCGUGAAGGUGCGGAAACACAGUUGUUAAACGCGUGUGACACCAAUGCUGAUGAAGUGUUUCAGUCAUUGAUUGAGCUAGGGGAGAAUAAUCAGACUCCGUUAGCCUCACGUCUAUUUUCCUUGUUGUCGUUGAGGAAAUUCAUUACCAUGUAUUGGAGUCCCGGAUUUGAAUCAUACAGAGGUACUUCUAAUGUUCAAUUGGGUACGAAAGAGCGCAUAAGAGAUGUCCUCUUAAAACUAAGUUUAGAUGAUCAACAAUCUAACAAGGUCAGGAAUAGCAGUUCAUAUUGUGUUGUGCAAAUUUCCGCUGUUGACUUCCCAGAUGAAUGGCCGCAGCUCUUGUCUACUUUGUACAAUGCAAUUACUCAAAAUCAUUCUUUGAACGCAAUGUCUUUACUAAAUGAAAUAUACGAUGACGUUAUCUCAGAAGAGAUGUUUUUUGAAGGUGGUAUAGGCUACGAAACUUUACAGAUUAUCUUUACUCUAUUAACCAAUGCCCAAGUUAGAUUAGCGUCAAAAACAUCAGCUCUGAAAUUGUUUGGAGCUUGUAUAUCACAGAUGUCAGUGUUAGAUAAUAAUUCAUCCCAGAAAAGGAAAUUGUUAGUCAGUGAGUGUCUGGGCCAAGCUUUACAAACAAUUAAAUUAUUAUUAGAACAAUGCGAGAUCAUACAAUCUGAUCUCACAUCAAUUAACGAAACAUUAGAGUUCAAGGAUAAUCUCUACGAUGAUAUAAAUUCUAUAAAAGAGAAUUUCCCUAGGAAAUUUUUUCCAGAAGAUGUUAAUUUAUAUGUCACAAACAUUGCGGUAAGAGACCUUGAUCAAUUAGCAGGGCUUUAUCAGGAGUCAUUCAAAGAUAAUUUUGACGAACAAUCAAUGUCCAUAUUUGAAAAUUGUGUUAUCCACCUGCUUGAUUUUUUAGCAAACCCUAUUAGCCCACUAAAUAAUGAACUGAUUUCAAACAUCCUAACGGCAUCGAUUACAUUAUGUGAACAGAGCGCUUUGACGAAAGAUUCUUGGGAAUCAGAUUUCAAUGAAUUUGCUUCGAAGGAGACCGGACUAUCUGCAUCUUUCACCAUUAGAGACGAAGUCGCGGAGUUAGUGAAUGCUUUCGAAAUUCCUCAAUUAGAAACAUCUUUCGAACUUAUAGUUGGAUAUCUUUCUAACAACUCAUCUCAUUUAUCUGCUGAUAAGAUAGAGUCUGCUCUCUAUCUAUUACAAUGCUUGAUGAAUGUUGAAGACGAUUUUUCAAAUACAUCCCUAGUCCCAUCACUAAUUGAGUUCAUCAAGUCGAUGCUGUCUCAACAAAAUAACUUAGAUCAAAUGUCUCAAAUAAGAUUACUGUUACUAAUUCCAAAAACGUUGGCGAAAUUUAUGGAUAUCUUACCUAAUGUAAAACAACUGACAGCUGAGACCUUGAAUGAAAUUCUGUCUAUGGCAACCAACUCUAACAGUCAUCUCAUUAUAAUCUCAGCCUUAAUUUCCUUUACUUAUUUUGCGAGUUAUGCCGAGAUUCUUUCAGUAUUAGGAAAUGAUCAAACGCUAUUGGUUCAGAACAAAACAUUACAUCUGAUUCAAGAAAUUAGUGAGGAAUCUACCGAGGAUACAAAUGGCCUUUUAAUGGAAGUCCUGAACUGUGUGAUUGACUGUAAUGAUAAGAAUGUUGCAAAUAUGGAGCUGUUCAAAUUUGAAUUCAAGCUAAUAUUAGUAAUAUCUGGUAAGGAUCCUGCAAAUAUCCAGGUUUCUAUCGAAUCUCAAGAGUGCUUGGAAAAAUUGCUCCUUAACGUAAACACGAAUGACUACCUAUCUUUUGUGGACAUAUGCAUUCCAUCUUUUAUUAACAUCAUAAAAUCAAGUGAAGUAACAAACUAUAGUUACUCUCCACUUCUAUCACUUGUUCUGGAGUUUAUAACUGUAUUCAUGAAAAAUAAACCACAAGAGGCUUUGCUACCAUCAAGCGUGUCAGAGUAUGUAUUUGACCCUCUUGUUAGUUGUUUACUGAAAUCAACCGAAGAAGAAUUACUACAAAUUGCAACAGAAGCAUUCAGUUAUAUGAUACACAAUUCCAGCAAAGAUGUCAUUACUCCGAAAUUGGAAACAAUUGUUAAUAUAUUGGACAGACUAUUAUCGUCAAACAUAUCAGACUCAGCUGCAAUGAAUGUAGGGACACUUAUUUUAGCAUUGAUAACAGAAUACUCUGAACCUAUGAAUCCUUUGUUGCCAUCAAUUAUUUCAGCUGCAGUUCGAAAACUAGUGGUAUCGAACAACAUUACCACACAGCAAAAUCUCGUCACUUUACUUUGCUUCCUGGUAUGUCAUGAUCCAAAGCAAACAGUUGAUUUCCUUUGUGAAUUAACAAUAAAAAAUGACAAAGGUGAACAAGUUGCUUUACCAGUUAUAAUACAAAAGUGGCUAGAUACGUUUGCUGUAGUAAGAGGAGAGAAUAGAAUCAAAGAAAAUAUUGUGGCUUUGAGUCAGUUGUUUCUGUUGGGCGAUGACCGUGUCAAUGAAGUUAAGGUUAAUGGUGAGAUAAUCCCUUAUGAUGGUGAUUUGAUUAUUACAAGAUCGAUGGCAAAAUCUAUGCCCGAUAGAUACACAACUGUAUCUGCACCUGAAAAGAUCGUUAAAAUGUUCUUGGGGGAACUAGGUUUUCAAGGUAGAAAUAAAAAUCCAGAAGAACUAUUAACUACUGAUGAUAUGAAAGGUAUGGGGUUGAAACCGAACCAACAGAGCAAUAAUGAUGAGGGUGAUGAUGAUUGGGAAGAUGUAGAUGAUGUCGUUGACUAUGAAAAACUUCAAGAAUAUAUCGACGAUGAAGAUGACUUGGAUGAUAAUUCUGUCGGUGAGUUAGAGACCAUUACUGGCCAACAGCAUAUUCCGCAGUCAAUACCUGAACUACUGAAGGACUUCUUCAAUACAGCUGCUCAAAAGAAUGUUGCUGGAUUUCAAGAAAUAUAUAAUAACUUGUCUGAGGAGGAGCGUAAGUGUAUUUCUGAGCUAAUAUUAUAG